Molecule: messenger RNA, 2230 nt
Organism: Lemur catta (Ring-tailed lemur)
Lineage: Eukaryota; Metazoa; Chordata; Mammalia; Primates; Lemuridae
Gene: CHAF1B
Product: chromatin assembly factor 1 subunit B
Exons: 13
Coding region: 147-1877 (576 amino acids)
Biological process (GO): nucleosome assembly; DNA replication-dependent chromatin assembly
Cellular component (GO): CAF-1 complex; nucleus
Molecular function (GO): protein binding
Source: RefSeq, a predicted model, not a curated record
CGGCGCGCGGGAAGCUGCGCGCGGGGCGGCCGGAGGUGACGGCGCCGCGGACUGACCGCGUCCCCUCAGCAUUUUGCAGCUUUCCUCUGUCUUUGGAAAAAGAACGCUGCCCGAGGAAAUUUUUGCCCCCCUCAAGACUCAGGAGCAUGAAAGUCAUCACGUGCGAAAUAGCCUGGCACAACAAGGAGCCGGUGUACAGCCUGGACUUCCAGCAUGGGACCGCCGGGAGGAUCCACAGACUGGCGUCUGCAGGCGUGGACACCGCUGUCAGGAUCUGGAAGGUAGAAAAAGGACCAGAUGGAAAAGCCAUAGUGGAAUUUUUGUCCAAUCUUGUUCGUCAUACUAAAGCCGUCAAUGUCGUGCGUUUUUCUCCAGCUGGGGACAUUUUAGCAUCAGGAGGAGAUGAUGCUGUCAUCCUAUUGUGGAAGGUGAAUGACAACAAGGAACCAGAGCAGAUUGCCUUUCAGGACGAAGACGAGGCUCAGAUGAAUAAGGAGAAUUGGGCUGUUGUAAAAACUCUGAGGGGCCACUUAGAAGAUGUGUAUGAUAUUUGCUGGGCAACUGAUGGGAAUUUAAUGGCUUCUGCCUCUGUGGAUAACACAGCCAUCAUAUGGGAUGUCAGUAAAGGACAAAAGAUAUCAAUUUUUAAUGAACAUAAAAGUUAUGUACAAGGAGUAACCUGGGAUCCUUUGGGUCAAUAUGUUGCUACUCUGAGCUGUGACAGGGUGCUGCGAGUGUACAGCACGCAGAAGAAACGUGUGGCUUUUAAUGUUUCAAAGAUGCUGUCUGGAAUAGGGGCUGAAGGAGAGGCAAGAAGUUACCGGAUGUUUCAUGAUGACAGCAUGAAGUCAUUCUUUCGUAGACUCAGUUUUACUCCGGAUGGGUCUUUGCUCCUCACGCCAGCUGGAUGUGUGGAAUCUGGUGAAAAUGUAAUGAAUACAACUUACGUUUUUUCCAGGAAAAAUCUUAAAAGGCCUAUCGCUCACCUUCCGUGUCCUGGAAAAGCAACGCUGGCUGUCCGCUGCUGCCCAGUCUACUUUGAAUUGAGGCCGGUGGUGGAAGCAGACAAAUCGUCACAGGAGCCGGGUCUGGAGCUAAUGUGUCUGCCCUAUCGCCUGGUGUUCGCUGUGGCGUCAGAGGACUCCGUGCUCUUUUACGACACCCAGCAGCACUUCCCUUUUGGUUACGUGUCUAACAUACAUUACCACACUCUGAGUGAUGUCUCGUGGUCCAGCGAUGGGGCCUUCCUGGCCAUUUCUUCCACGGAUGGUUAUUGUUCAUUUGUGACAUUUGAGAAGGAUGAACUUGGAAUUCCUUUGAAAGAGAAGCCAAUUUUGAGCAUAAGGACUCCUGAUACAGCAAAGAAAACUAAGAGUCAGAUGCACCAAGGGUCUUCACCAGGAUCUAGACCUGUAGAGGGAACUCCCACCAGCAGAAUCCAAGACCCCAGCAGCCCCUGUACAACCCCCCCUCAGGCCAGACAGUCUCCAGCCCCAGCGGUGGUCAAGGACACUCCCUCGAUUACUCCUGGUGUCAAAAGCUUCUUGCCAGCGCCUUCAGAGGAGAAGCACCUGCAGCCCAGUAGCCAAAACACAAAAGCCCACCCAUCCCGAAGGGUCACUCUGAACACAUUGCAAGCCUGGAGCAAGACAACACCCCGAGAUGCCUGGAGACCCUCAGGGCAGUCCUCCAGAGCUGAAAAGGCCCAGACUCAAUGGAAACAAAGAAAGCAUCCAAAGUCUGGACUCUUGAUGAAAUCUCAACUUUUGCUCGCCUGCCUGCCGGUGUGGGAGCUCCGUGUGCGCAGGGAAGGAGGUAGCCGAAGGCGCGGGAGGCCAGCAGCAUCCAGAGAGCAGAACAGACGCUCGUUAAAUUGAUUUCUGUAACAAAAGUUACAUGUGUGCUGAUUUUUCUCCAGAAAUAUGGAUGCUGUUGUAUUCGGUAUCCACUUUUAACUUGGGGAUGUGAACAUUUUAAAAGACUAAAUCCUCCUUUUGAUGAAUUUCUGAAACUGGAGCAGUUCAGCAUUAUUUAGCAUGAAAAUCAGUAAACCCUCCCUUGAAUACUCAUGAAAGUACAGAUACUUUAUGGGCAGACUCCUUUUAAAGUUAGAGUUAGAAAGAGGAGAAAGUAAUUUGAGAAGAUUUAUUCUGUUGAAUUUUAGAGUGUUUGAAGUGAUUAUUAGAUUUAGCUUCUCAGUUGAUUAAUUAAACUUUGGAAGGUUGUUGUA